CGUAGAUGUGGAAGAGUGCUCCGAUUCGGAGGAAGCGUCCCGGUCCGGUCAGGAUCGGCGGGCCAGCUCGAGGGCGACGGCCACGCCCAACAGUGUGUCGGACGAGGAGCGGCUCACACCGGAACCGGCUUCGAAACGACCAACGAUCGUCGGGUCGUGCAACUCGGACGAUCUGCGGCCGGUUCAGUGCCAUCUGGAAACCAAGGAGCUGUGGGACAAGUUCAACGAGCUGGGCACCGAGAUGAUCAUCACCAAAACGGGACGACGCAUGUUCCCCACCGUCCGGGUGUCGUUCUCCGGGCCCCUCCGGCAGGUGACCCCUGCCGACCGGUACGUGGUCCUGCUAGACGUGGUCCCCGUCGACAACCGGCGCUACCGUUACGCGUACCACCGAUCGGCUUGGCUAGUGGCCGGUAAGGCCGAUCCUCCUCCGCCACCGCGGCUGUACGCCCACCCGGACACCCCCAUCGGUGCGGAUGCCCUCCGCAAACAGGUUAUCUCCUUCGAGAAAGUCAAACUCACCAACAACGAGAUGGACAAGAACGGCCAGAUUCAUUCACCAAGAUCUGCACAGAGAGGCGCACUGAUCGUGUUGAAUUCGAUGCACCGCUACCAACCGCGCAUUCAUCUGGUGCGGCUCGGUCCAGGCCAAAACAUUCCCAGCUCGCCAAAGGAACUGCAGGAAGUCGACCACAAGACGUACGUCUUUCCGGAGACGAUUUUCACGGCCGUCACGGCCUACCAGAACCAGCUCAUCACCAAGCUCAAAAUCGAUUCGAACCCGUUUGCCAAAGGAUUCCGAGACUCGUCCCGGCUGACCGAUUUCGAUAGUUUCCCGGGAAUGGAUCCCAUGGAUGCACUAUUGCUCGAGCAACACCUCCGCUCACCGCUGCGGCUCUUCCCGGACCCGUUGAUGGCGCAGUUUGGGGCCACUCCUGAUCCGGACGGCGCUCAAGCCGCCUUGCUGGAAAAAGCCCGUCAGCACCUGCAGAUGUGGGGACGUGCUGCCCCCUACGGAGACCUCCUGAUACCGCAAAUGUACCAGCGACCGAACCUUGGAGCGCUAAACCUCGGGCAUCUCUGGCAAAGCCAGUGGCCUCAACAAUUCCCACCGGGCUUCCUUCCAAACGCUGCCGCCGCAGCUGCAGCAGCAGCCGCUGCCGCUCCUCCUCCUCCUCCGCCCAGGACUACACCACCUCCGCCGGCUCAGACCAUGACCAGUCCGGCCAGCUCGGCCGGAUCACCCUCACCAGACCUGCGAGCCAAACACUUCACCCGCUUCAGCCCUUACCAGAUCCCGCAAGCUCACCACCACCAGCCGCAAGGCAUGCCUCCGUCUGCCUCAUUACCGCAUCAAUCGCCCUCUCCGAGGAGUCCUUCAAACUAAAAUGCAGAGGCCAAGAACCCAAAGUCAGGGUGUUGU
This is a messenger RNA of Aedes albopictus (Asian tiger mosquito), 1423 nucleotides long. Its product is annotated as T-box protein H15-like. Bases 242 to 1387 code for a protein of 381 amino acids. The record is from RefSeq and is a predicted model, not a curated record. NCBI's taxonomy places the organism in Eukaryota, Metazoa, Arthropoda, Insecta, Diptera, Culicidae. Gene Ontology annotation, cellular component: nucleus. The transcript has 7 exons. Gene Ontology annotation, biological process: regulation of transcription by RNA polymerase II; positive regulation of DNA-templated transcription; heart development. Gene Ontology annotation, molecular function: RNA polymerase II cis-regulatory region sequence-specific DNA binding; DNA-binding transcription factor activity, RNA polymerase II-specific.